AUGGAGACUUCGUCUUAUCUAGCAGGGUUGGUUGUAAACCUGUGGAUUGCCACUCCUAGGCUCAAUCAGUUUGACACUACCAAUCAUCCGGAUAGAGGAAUCGAGACCAAGAUUUCCACCAUACUUUCCAAGGCCAGAGGGCUGAAACGGGUGGCAGUACCGCAUGAAUACAUACCCCGAAUAGGUUUCCCUCGAGUGAAGCACCUAAGUACUUCAAACGAUCUCUUUCCGCCGGCUAUGCCCGCUCUCACUUCACUAGAGAUUCUCCAUAUCCAUGGGCUCCCCGGACGUAAUUGUGUCAACACAAUCAUAUCUAGAUUUCUCGAACUCCGGAGCCUGAUAAUAGACGUAUUCUCUUCAGAGUCCGAUUCGGAUGUCUCAGUGCUUUGCGCCAGGAUGGUGUUACUGUUCCGACAACGCUUAAAGAAGAUGAUCAAGUUGAAAAUAAGCGCGAAUGCCAGCGUGAUCGAAGUGCUAAGGACGGGACUGAAAAAGACAUUGGAGGAAGAUCCGAGAUUAUGUUUGUCUGAGCGGUCAGGGGAGUUGGGAGGGGGAUUAGCGAAUCGGCCAUUGCAUGAUGGCUGGCUCAUGGGAUGUGAGCAGUAG
Molecule: messenger RNA, 606 nt
Organism: Rhizoctonia solani
Lineage: Eukaryota; Fungi; Basidiomycota; Agaricomycetes; Cantharellales; Ceratobasidiaceae
Exons: 1
Coding region: 1-606 (201 amino acids)
Source: RefSeq, a predicted model, not a curated record